Molecule: messenger RNA, 4919 nt
Organism: Amoebophrya sp. A120
Lineage: Eukaryota; Dinophyceae; Syndiniales; Amoebophryaceae
Source: the annotation of a GenBank genome assembly
CUUGCAGCUCGAGUUUCCAAGAAGAUCGUUUGCAUGGCACCGAUAGCCGCGAGGACCAAGCGCACCUCGGGACAAAGAUGCAGAGGUAAGAGCUGGACUCGAUAAAAAUUUUUCGCGGGUGAUUUCAUCAUCCAGCGUUCCGGGGCGACACGUGCCGCACAUGCAGGUACGGUCGCCGACCGCUCCUGGCUUUCACUCCCUUUAAAAGCUGUGUGGCGACGUCGAGGGGGGCAUUUGAAUAUACUUUCUGCCCGACAUCAUGGAUCCGCGACUGGGCACGGAGCAGGACGUGGUGGAGGGGAUCGUGGAUGAGAAGCAUGUGGACCGCAUUUUGCAGAAGGACGCGCUGUAUGCAUCGCAAAAGUGUCGUGCACGUACUAGUAUGUAUGAAUUGCAUCACAAAUUAGCUCAGCAUGAGAAAUGUAAUGCGGAUUUUCCUUAAGAUCGAGAUUUGUUAUGCAUGACUGCGAUUAAUAGUACGAGUACGAUAGUUUUGCAGUGCAUACGCUGGAGCGCAUCGUCCACGACCUCACGAAGCAGGGCCAGCUCGUCAACGCCUUGGUGCAAAAAAAGGGGAAGGAAGUGCUGGAAACGCAGGAGGAUCUGCAGCGCGUUACGCUCGACCUCGCGUCCACCGAGGGCCGGCUGGCGGAGUUGAAGGAAAACGCGUCCGCGGGGCUGUCCGACGAGGCACUCUUUCAGUGCCACUCCGGCUGCAACAACGUGCUGGUGCAGUUUCUCGUGCAGAAAGGGACAGGGUCGGCGGGUCGUGGAGGUGGUGGAGCCGGAAAUGCUUCAACCGCUUCGUCCCCGACCAACGUCGCAAAGAACGAGAUGAAGGUGGAGGUCGUGUACCACGUGAAGUCCGUUACGGGGAAGCCGGUCGUCGAGGGGAGCGGGAGCUUGCUCGCGGUGUUCAUGGUGCAGGUGGAUGCCAAGAUUCUCAGCCUGCAGCAGCAGGCCGCGAAGUACUGGGGGCUGGAGCAGGAGAUCGUGUUUUUCCUCGACCGCGAGGGCCAGCUGGUACCGGACAGCAUGACGCUGGGGGAGAUCAUCCUGCCCGCGGGCAGUGACUACGUGGUCUCAAACCAGUACUACCGGUUCACCCUGGUGAAGGCGACCACGGAAUUGGUCGUGGUGGACACGCUGGCGCCCAAGGGGCAAAAAUGGCGGGACUUCUCCUUCAACCACCCGUUUUUGAAGCAGCAGCUGGCGCUGCACCGGAAGCUGCGCGGCCAGAUGGAAAUUGACUUGGAUCCGGUCGACCCGUCGAAAAUCCCCACCCUGCAGGAACUGAUCGAGCGCGGGCGGAUCAAGCGACAGAAGGCGGUGUUCGACUUGCAGUGCCGGUUCGUGGAGUGCCUGCUGUUUCUGCUCUUCGUCGUCAUGCUCUACUUGUUUCUCGACGCGGACCGCAGCGCGGCGUUUAAUCUCCGGCAGGUGCAGCUGAACUUGCAGAGCCGAGUGAGUUAUCGGGAGACCUUCGUGCCGCCUUCGCCAACGCAACUCGCGUUCCUGCCCCCAGCUGCGAGGCGACGGAGGUUGCUAGGCAUAAUGGAUGAGCAGCCGCCAACGCCAAGGGAGCUGAUGAGCGACGAAAAUGGUUCUACUAUUUCUCCCGAUACGGAUACAACUUAUCCGCUUUCAGCGGAGCAAGAAGCCUUCGCGAGCACGCAGGGAGCUGCUUUUGCUCGUGAAUAUGACGUUCUUGCGAGCACAAGUAGCACUGCAGAGAGAAAACUUACAGCCGAUGAUCCAGAGCAAGAACUGCCAGACUUGGAGGAAGAAAUAAGUCCACGCCGCCUCGCAGAAAUUCAGAUACUGAGCACGCCCUUCAGUGUGUGGGACACUCGCGUCCCCGCCACACAGCAGUCGCUCCCCGCAGUGCGAACGCGGCCGACGUUUAUGGAGUUCGGGCGCAGCGCACUGCCGUUGGCACUCACCGAAGAUGCCAGCAAUGCGGUGGACAACUUAUUCCAACUGGGGAAGGCGCACCUGUACGUGACGGAGCCCGCGGCGUCGCAGGCCAGCAACACGCUGGUCUUGGCCCCGCUCGGGAGCACGCUGUCAACGCAGCAAACGCAGAGCACGCACACCAUUACUGCGUCAUUGACGUUUUUGAACUACACGACCGCCGAGGUGGCUACGUUGAAGCUCCUCUACCACGAAGCCACGUACGAAACCUUGUGUGCGUCUCUAGUCUCUGGGACGGUUUAUGCGACCGCGGCUGUGUGCGUGUCGCAAACAACCGCAGUCACCACGUGGGCCCGCCUGCUGCGGAAUCUUCUGCUAGCGCCAGUAGAUCCUGCGGGGACCUCCACGGGUAAUACUGCAGAGCAGGAGGAGCCGGAGGAAGAGCGGCCGUUGCGGCGGCAGCUCACGACCGCCACGGCAACCACAGAGAUUACCAUCAGUGGGGGGAAUGCUCGUACCUCAGUUGCAGCUUUGGCUGUGAUGCGGACACUCGACGUAGCGGUGCUGCAGAAUGCAACCUUUGCGGCGUUAGAGACAAAACUUGGAGCCUUGAACAUAUCGACUUCUGGUACGUUGAUGAUCUUCCCUGUCGUCUUGAUGGCGCUUUCUUUUCGUAGAAACCCCGAUCGGACGGGGUGCGAUGGGAAUGAAAAGUUUCGAAACAUGUUGUUCUGGCUAUUUUCGUGUGUUAUUGCGGGCUGCCUAACACUAUUCGUAACCUUGUGCGGGUAGUUCUUUCAUCAGUUUUUAUCUGCAAUCUUCCUCUCAGGUCUCACGCUCAUCACAACUGGCAUCGUGUCGGCAACAAGCUUUGCGGCGGUCACAACCACUACCACUGUCGAACCUGUGGUCAAUGCCACAAAUGGCACAAACGGAACCAAUUUGACGGCGCUUCUUCGUCGAUUGCAGCUGGUUAACGAGGAAGAUCAGCCAGAGCAGAGACCGAAAACGACCGGUCUCCUUGCUAGUAGUUUCGAUGGCGAUCGCGCCGGUGUUGCGACGGAACCUUUGCCGGGAUCUUUGGAACCUACUUCGCCGUCGAGUACCGAAGAGGAGACUCCCUCCAACGAGAGCCCCGUCGUUGACUCCCAGCUGAUGCGAUCGCAACGAGGCGGACGUGCGCUGCAAAGUACUAGUUCAUCUUUGUCCUACACGGAGUCGGUUUACCCGUGCCCGAAUGACCGCGCUGCUGCCGUGCAGAAGAUGUUCGGAGAUUUUUUUGCGCAGUGCCGCACGUCCAUAGAGGACCUGCCCCUGCCGGAAGCGAGCGCCGAUCCCGAUUAUUUGCUGGACUCGACGGGCGCAAGCCUCUUCCUAACAGACCUACAGACCGCGCUCACCGCCAAGGACACAACGCUCGCCUACGCCCGGGCUUUUCUGUUCAACACUUUCUUUUACAACUCGAACGAGGAGGGGCUCGUUGUGUCGCGGCUUUUGUUCGACAUACGGAAUUCCGGCGGCGUGGGCCCCGUGUUGCAGGUGCAGUACCAGACGACGAAGGGCGCGUCAACCGGGCAGGUCAUUUUCAUCGUUUUCGCCACCAUCUUUUCGAUCGCGGUGUUUCUCCUGUCCCUGCGGCGGAUCGUGAAGCCGCACUUUAAGGAGGAGGCGGAACGAUUUUCGCUCUACUCGCACGGCCUGCAGCUCUUGCUGUUCAUCGUGCUGCUCACCUUCAUGAUCAUGUUCUUUUCCACCAGUCUGUGGGCCGUCGGCACCGACACGGCGGAGGAGCUGGCGCUGGAGAGAACCGGCGCCAACAGCACGACGAGUUCUUUGUCGAGUAGGAGAUUGGAAGAGGAGGAAGGGAUGUCGACUGGGGUUUUUGAUUCCAGCGAAGUAGGAAACCUCCCCACCGAACCGCGCGAGGGGGCGAACUCAGGCCUCGCUGCGUGGUUUUGGCGUAAAAUUGCUGGUCCACCAUACGGCCGAGAAAAUUACCAGUACGGAGCUAGUACUUUCGAUGGACCAAACAACGCCCGGCAGGAAAUAACCGAAAUUGUCACCAGUAGUUCAUCUUGGCAGAGCGAAUCGGUUUUGUCCUCGGGUGAUCAGUUUUUACCCGCUAGGGAAACAGAAACUUCUAUCGCGGAAAAAGGCUUGAAGGAUUCUGGAUCUUCUAUCGUCCGGUUACUACAGACCGGGAAUAGUACAACUACCACGUCCACAACAACGGCAAUUCCACUGACGGUGAGCGAGAAGAUCGCAGCGGCUUCCUCCGGGCAGUGGGGACUGCAGGCAACGCUGGUGAUUUUGCUUCUCUGCAUGAACACCCUGGCCCUGCGAUACUUCAUUGGUUUUUUUCCGCAACUGAAACUUGCGAAGAGCAUUCUUCUACGGGCUAUGCGGCCGCUUUUCUUUUCCACCUGCGCCUUCGUGAUCCUGCCAUUGCUGGGGACCGCCGUGCUACUGCUCUCGGCCUUUCACACGAGUCGCUACGCGGGGAGCCAGGGCUGGUUCGUGCUGAUGGCGGGCUGCCGCUUGCUAAGUAGUGAACAGGCGUUUUCUGGCGUAUUUGCGGGUCGCGACGACAAUCCCAACGCUGCGGCAGGCGCACUCAGUCGCAGCAAGAGUCACGCUGCUUCUGCGAGCGAGGUACCUCUCGCGUUGGCUACUACGAGCACGCUGGAAUUGCUGGUGCAAUUUUUCCUGUUCAUGGUCGUCUUCCUGUUCGGAGAACAGCUGCUUGUCGCAAUCAUGGUGAAUGGAAUGAAAGAGCUUUCGCUCCGCGAGAGCGCUGAAUUUCACUACGCUUGGCAAAACCAAGAUCCUCUGACUUUCAACCCAAGUAAACACUCAAGCAAGCCAAUGCUCUGUCAUCCAGUACACCCGGACGACUUUUACAUUGCUAAAGAGGAAGAGGAUCAUUAGAAGGUGCUGCAGCUGCAGUGAUGUAAUUCGAACGCGCCCUCUCCACGAGCGUGUUGCAAAAAAACGUUGCCUUGCGA